UGGAUCUGCUGGUUGGACACAACGAGACGUGUGGAGACGCCACCUUUGGCUCUGGAGAGUCACAGUGGGACUUUAUCCCCAGUGUUUGACAUUCUGGGGACAAACAGGUCAAUCAGGUCAUCAGGACAAUGAUCAGCUGAUUGAUCGGUUGUCACUCAUCUGUACUUCUCAUUCGGAGAUCGGCUCCUGUUCCGGAAUGAGACGGAGAAAGCCGAAGUCUUCCCCCGCCAGCAGACGGACUGACAGAGCUUCAGAUGGAGGAAACCUGCGCCCAGCGGACUCUGUCAGCUCCUCUUAGUAGUUUAUUGUCCGAGGCACAGGAGAGGCUGUCCUUAAAGUUUUUAGCAGAAGAAGCGCGCUGUCUUUUCUGGUUUCCUUUAUGACAGUUUGUUUUUCAGUCGUGAAAGUAUAAAACUUACCAACGCAUCAUGGGGUGAGUCUGACAGCUGAGAAGGAUCCUGGUCCUGAGGAGAAAGUGUCGCGACAAAACUCACUGGACAGACUCCUUCUUAUGGAAAUCAGUGACCAGCACAGAGAACUGAGGCGAGUAGAAAUAAAGUUUUCAUGUACAACUCGAGUCUGUUUCUUCAGGCUGCUGAUGCUCUAGUAGAGCUCCAGUUUUUUUAGGCAUAUUUAUCGAUGUGUGGUUUGUGAGGACACGAGAUCUUUCUCAUUCAGAUUCAGUUACAUAGGAGCUGCCUUAUAUACAGUAACCACAAUCUUCUAGUGAGCCACUGAGUUAUAUCUGUACACGAACUCAUUCAAACUUUGUGUCAUAUGAUACAUUUACUUCAUAUCCCAGUACUCGUGCACCAGUUUGGAUUAUUCAACUGUCGAAAUCCUGUUUCAACAGAAAACUACAGUCACUAGCCGUUUUAGGGACUUACUUAAAAUUUAGCUUUAAAACAUAAACAAAAGAUUUAUGUCUUCAGUAGCUGCAAAUGGAAAUAGGGUCAAAAAUAACUGGGAGCUGGAUUAUCACCCAGUUCCUUUGCAGCUUUUAUUGUAUUUUGUUGACUAACAAAAAUAUAAAUUAACACCAGCGAUUCGACUUUGUUUGGAACAUUUUGACAUUGAACGUGCAGCUUUAUGAAAAAGACUUUUUGAAUCGCAGCCUGGAUGUGAUUCAGACCUCGUCGUCUGUUCUCAAGAUGAGUCAGCAUUCUCCAAAACUGCAUGAAGAAUUUAUGGCGAGGAGAUGCCUCAGUCUUAUUUUAUGCUCCAAAAGUCUCCAGUGCUUCUGCUUUGUAAUGCAGGCACUCUCAUUUCACUUGAUCCGCUAGAUGCACCUCUAAGACGAGACGGUCAGACGCUAAGUUGAUGUACCAGAUGUUUAACGUUAAAUACUGUGUGCACGGGCCGAGAGCCAAAAGGCUUUUACUUCAUAUACAGAAAGUCCAUGUUUGACUUGUCUAUGCAUGGACGUGUAACAGAUUUUAACAAGAUUUAACAGAGUUCUGCUCAAAAACACUUUGAAUAAUGUUUAAAAUCAUAAAUAAAUUAUGAUUUACUCUCAGUUAACAUUAACUAAGGCUGCAAGCGACUUGUCUCUGUGAGAAAGAUUUAAAAAAAACACAGAGAUGCAGCCAAAAGAGAAACUAACUCCCACAUGUGCUUAUCUACUGUACUCCCAGUACAAACUCCCACAUAGUGUACACGCUUUCACAAUAAAACCGCACCAUAUAAUCAGUCAGCACAUGAAUAAAAGCUUGUGUCAAACUUUUCAACUGAGGGAAAAGUUUUAUACAUUGAAAAGUAAAUUGUGAGAGUUUUUAGUGGCUCUGCUGCACAAAGGCCACAAUGGUUCCCACUGUGCCUGUAACGUGUUUUACGGUAUCGUGUUAACAGCAGGGAAACAUCGUUCAGUGCCAUCGGAAAAUGUGGGUUUAAUGCUGCUUAGCAACAGGUGAAGUUUCAGGCAGCGAAGGUGAUAUUUGUAUAUUUACUCUGUUCCUUAGUGCACUGUGAAGUAUCUGGACUUUACUUGAGCUUAUCCUUUUCCUGCUAAUUCAUACUUGGACUUCACUACAUUUCAGAGGCAAAUCGUGUCAUUUUUCCUGCACUACAUGUAUUUGAUGACUUUAGUUUCUUUCCAUAAUCAGAUGAAUAAAACAGUGUAAUCAUUAGACUUUAUCGAUGCCCGGUGGGAAACACACAAGCUACCCAGCUACCCAGUAGGAUGUGGAGUUCUUCAGUCAGACCGAUGCUUCCUGGUUUAAAUGUCCACACAUGACCUCCAUGAGCUCCACAUGUAACAUGACUGUAGGCAUCCACCCGUUUGAAGGCAGCACUAAGUGCCUCACUAGCUGUAGUGUAAUGUAAUAAUGUUAUACACUCUGUAAUUGCAUGAUGUGGGAAAUUGCGCGAGGAAUCCCAGCCAGGUGUUAACCUAAUGUGGACUUAAUGGUGUUUUAACCAGAGCAGUCUGUGAAUCUUUCACUCUCUUCCUGCUGCUAUUUAAUCAGGUUUUUCUCUCAGCUCUAUGGUUUCUCUGGUCACAUGAACAGUUUAAAGCUGUCUUCAUCUGUAGGCAGCGCACGUGUGAAUUUGGAGGUGGGUGGUGGGUGUGCAUGUGGAAAUAGAAAAGGCAUUAGUGGAUAGUUACCAAGUCAGAUUACUCAGGUAUGUGUUUGAGACAUUUUACUUGGAGUAUUUUUACUCAGCCACACAUCAGAUACAGUACUGUUUACAUGGCUGUGUUUAAUUAGUAGCAUAACGUACUCUGAAGAUCAUCUUUGAUGAAUUACCCAACACUAUAUAAUCUACACAACCUACUAAAACAACACAGUACUGUACCAGUACAGUACCUCCUGUGAGUGACAGGUUCUCUCUUCACUUUAUCUUAUAGUGGCUCCUCCUAUAUUCCUGAAUACAGCUGCAUCAGCUGCUACUCGCUGCCAUGAACCUACUCAUUCUCUACAGUCAGUACAAACUGUCCCUCACUCCUUAAAACCUGCCACCGUGUGCUGCUGUCUGUGCUACCUUUGUGUCCACUGGCUUCUUUAUGACUCUGCCAGAUAACCAUGGUGAAGGAGAGUCUGCCCGGCUGGGUCCACCAGGACUCUGACGAGGGUCUCGUCCACGUCAAUGUGGGAGGUCUGAAGAGGAGCCUCUGUUCCAGCACGCUGAAAAAGUUCCCGGACACCAGGCUGGGAAAACUGCUGGCGUGUGAUUCAGAGGAGGACAUACUACAGGUGUGUGAUGACUAUGAUGUGCAACAGAAGGAGUUUUAUUUUGACAGGAACCCCGGCCUGUUCCCUUAUGUGCUCCACUUUUACCAGACCGGCAAACUUCACGUCAUGGAGGAGCUGUGUGUCUUCUCCUUCAGCCAGGAGAUCGAGUACUGGGGCAUCAACGAGUUCUUCCUGGACAGUUGCUGCAGUUACCGUUACCAUGACCGCAAACUGGAGAGCAGCCGGCAUCGCAGCUGGGAUGACGAGAGCGAAGUCAGUAGCAUAGACACGUCUGCGGACGAGAUAUCUGACUUAAACAGAGACAUGCAGCAUUUCCAGGAGGUGCGUUAUGGGAACAUCAGGAGGUGUCUGUGGCUGACGCUGGAGAACCCGGGAUACUCCAUACCCAGCAAGCUCUUCAGCAUGCUCUCCAUCGGAGUGGUGCUCACAUCCAUCGCCACCAUGUGUAUCCACAGCAUCCCAGAAUACCAGACCUGUGACUCAGAGGGGAAGCUGGUCGAGGACCCGACCAUGCAUUCCCUGGAGGUGUUCUGCUCCUGCUGGUUCACCUUCGAGGUGAUGACGCGGCUGCUGCUUGCACCGAACAGAAAGAAGUUCUUUCAUCACCCUCUGAACAUUAUUGACAUGGUGUCGGUGGUUCCCAUCUACAUCACCCUGAUCUUCGACAUGGCGGUGGGAUCAGAGUCUGAACUGGGAGACCUGGGACGACUCAUACAGGUUUUCAGGCUGAUGAGGAUUUUCAGAGUCCUGAAGUUGGCGCGCCACUCCACAGGACUACGAUCCCUGGGAGCGACGCUCCGGCACAGUUACCGGGAGGUCGGCAUCCUGCUGCUGUACCUGGCCGUCGGAGUGUGCGUCUUCUCUGGCAUCGCCUACACCGCUGAAUAUGAAGAGGACGUGGGUUUGGACACCAUCCCGGCCUGCUGGUGGUGGGGGACAGUCAGCAUGACCACGGUGGGUUACGGGGAUGUGGUGCCUGUCACGAUACCCGGGAAGCUGGCGGCCAGCGGCUGCAUACUGGGCGGCACCCUGGUGGUGGCGCUGCCCAUCACCAUCAUCUUCAACAAGUUCUCCCACUUCUACCGGCAGCAGAAAGCUCUGGAGGCGUCGGUGAGGAACAGCAACCGCAGGAAGAUGAGGGUGAGCUGUGAGAAUGUCCUGGAGGAGAACGAGGAAGACAAGGAGGAGGAGGAUGAGAGAUCAGAUGGGGACAGCCAGUGUUUGGACGAUGAUAUCGAGGAUAGCGAUGAUAUGAAGGAUAUCGAUGAUGUCAAGAAGGACCGUAUAGAUUAUGAGGAUGAAGGAGGUGUAAUAAAUUAUAGCUAUGUGGAGCAUCCAUCCUACAUAUCAGCAAUCAGGAAGAAGGAGCUGCACCAUCUGUGAGGACGAGAUCCCCCUCAGAGAUUUUCCUUGAAACAUGACACGGAUCUGUUGUUUUAAGAUCAGAACGAACAAAAGAAAACCAAUGUGAAGUCUGAAGUUUUCACUAUUUGGAUCAUGUUUGAUCAUGAACCUGACGUUCAUCUGGUUAAAGGCAAAUGUUGUGAACAGGAUUCAUGUGUAACUCAAUGUCCAGUCACUGUCAUCACAACCCUGCACUGAUUUGACUGAACAAACACAGAGGACAGUAACUCAAGCAGGCAGCAGUCCGAUUAAAACUGAAGAGAUUGUAUUGGAGAGAAACUGUAAAAUGGCAAAAGUCUGACACAAAACAGGAGGUGGACUGUAACUGUGGCCGUGCGCCACACGACUCUGACGCAAUGUCGUUUGUUUUCGUUCAUUUUUGCAUGUUGGGCUGUUUCAGGGUGCAGGUUCAUUCACAGUGGAUGUAUUAAAAAACACAGAUGUGCAGAGUCACUGAAAAACUUUGGGCUAACUUUGGGUAAUAUUUGUGGAAGAUAGAGACCUGCAGAAGAAAUUAACUGAACUAAUCUGAACUGCAAUCAACUAAUGUGCAGUGAAAGUGAAAUGACAUGCAUGUAAAUUAAAUGAAUAAAAAUAUAAUGAA
Monopterus albus (swamp eel) is the source of this 5202-nucleotide messenger RNA. Its product is annotated as potassium voltage-gated channel subfamily S member 2. Gene Ontology annotation, biological process: action potential; potassium ion transmembrane transport; protein homooligomerization. Bases 3024 to 4577 code for a protein of 517 amino acids. Gene Ontology annotation, molecular function: protein binding; delayed rectifier potassium channel activity. The record is from RefSeq and is a predicted model, not a curated record. Gene Ontology annotation, cellular component: voltage-gated potassium channel complex; membrane. NCBI's taxonomy places the organism in Eukaryota, Metazoa, Chordata, Actinopteri, Synbranchiformes, Synbranchidae. The transcript has 9 exons.